Molecule: messenger RNA, 595 nt
Organism: Symbiodinium pilosum
Lineage: Eukaryota; Dinophyceae; Suessiales; Symbiodiniaceae
Source: the annotation of a GenBank genome assembly
GUUCUUUGAAGAUCCGAAGAACCUACUUUGGGUAAGCGCAUCUGGCACAAUGACUGGCAAUGGGUUUGCUUGGGGGCAGAGCUGCCAUACCCUCGCCUGGGUGUACAUGGUGACCGGGCUUGUCCCCGAGAGUGUCUUCUGCAAGAUGAAGUGCUGCAAGGUCACUGGCGCUGAUAUUUUCACGUCGGCGCUCAUUCAGUGCACGAAUGGUGCCACGAUCUGCUGUCAGGGUCUAGCUGGCCUACCUGGCCGUAAUGCUGUUGGAUCAGCAUCCAAAAAAGGAAAGCUGAUUGAGAACAAGAUUUUCGGCUCCCUGGGUUGUCUCCUGUACAGCGGGGACGACGCCGACCCUGCUUCAGGUAAGCUUGAAGUCCUACUCCACGAUGGGUCGACUGAGAGUGAGGACGGCUUCUUCUUUGAGAACACCUCGAAGGGGGGCCCUGGACCCGAGUCCUUGCAGAGUUUUUUGACCGCGUGCAGCGGCCAAAAGGUGGAGAAUAUGGCCGAUGCAACAAAUGGCCUACUGGUGGUUCAGACGAUUGAAGCCAUGUACAAGAGCGCCAAAGACGGCUCAGUGUGCAGGAUCAAGGCAUGA